Aspergillus piperis CBS 112811 is the source of this 340-nucleotide messenger RNA. RefSeq lists its product as uncharacterized. NCBI's taxonomy places the organism in Eukaryota, Fungi, Ascomycota, Eurotiomycetes, Eurotiales, Aspergillaceae. The transcript has a single exon. The record is from RefSeq and is a predicted model, not a curated record. Bases 19 to 186 code for a protein of 55 amino acids.
GAGAAAGUGGGCUGGGGGAUGGAUAAGAAGGUUAAUACCACAGUUUACCGGGACUGUGCUUCCCAUCGUCUCUGGAGCGGAAUUGGCAGCCGUGCGGGUUGGAAGAGUGGAUUCGUUGAGAAGACGCGGUUUGAGCUCUCCCCUUCUUCUUCUUCUCCCCGAUACCGAAAACUAAUGAAUUAUUGACUCGCGGAGGAAAGCAUCUCUACUAAACUAAUUACUGGUGUGGUGGCUGGAAUUAUUCAAAAAAUUAACACGCUUCAUAAAAUCCAAUGAUCAGCUUAUAUAUCACACAGUCCCUCUUUGCUUCACCCCUGGCCUAGCCAAUCUGUGACGGGCA